Molecule: messenger RNA, 2195 nt
Organism: Alosa alosa (allis shad)
Lineage: Eukaryota; Metazoa; Chordata; Actinopteri; Clupeiformes; Clupeidae
Product: potassium/sodium hyperpolarization-activated cyclic nucleotide-gated channel 1-like
Exons: 11
Coding region: 193-1974 (593 amino acids)
Biological process (GO): transmembrane transport; monoatomic ion transport
Cellular component (GO): membrane
Molecular function (GO): monoatomic ion channel activity
Source: RefSeq, a predicted model, not a curated record
UCUAGAGCCCUCCUUUGGUCCACAGGUCCCUAGCCAACUGGAACAUACAGAUGCUAAACAUGUUAACACCAUUAACAUUAGCUUCUACAUCUAGCUGAAGUCAGUGAAACAGUGGUGGCAAAAUUUGUUUGUAAAGCUUUCAAAGCUGAAUAAUCCCUUACCUGUCAUCGCUUUUUUAUCACAAACUUUGUGAUGAAAACUGAUGAAAAACAGAGUUCAACGGUCUCUCACCGACGUGCUAACGAUACAAUGGAAAAUGCUGGCAACGACAUUGAAGUUGAAAUUGAAGAUAAACCUUACAGCAGAUGUGGUCGCGUCAAAUCUCAUCUGUUUGAACUGUUUCUUCCAAAGUUCAACAAACAGUCUUCAUACAUUUUUGGAAGCGAAAUUGCCUUUAAUGCGGAAUGUGAUCGUCAAAGGCAAGCAGGGGUAUUUGUAAUACAUCCCCUUAGUUCAAUAAGGCACAAUUAUGUCCUGGUCAUGGUCAUAUUGACUUUUUUAAACCUUUUGUCAAUUCCAAUGGAAAUAGCCUAUUCUGAGGAGGUUGUCGGAGCAGCUCGGACACUCUGGAAAUUGUUCAAUGUGUUUUCGGACUUAUUGUUUCUUCUGGAUAUUUACCUGAACUUUAGAAUGGGUAUUCUCUCAGAUAGCAAUGAGAUAGCAAUCAUUGAUGUAAAGGUUAUUGCCAAGAAUUAUUUGAAGACUUGGUUUAUUCCAGAUGCAAUAGCUUCAUUCCCUGUUGACUUCAUCAUUGCCAUUGCAGAGCACUGGAAUGACAAGGACACAAAAUCACUGCAAGGUGCCAAAAUUAUGCGGAUUCUUAUGUUUGCAAGAAUUCUUAGUCUUGUUCGUCUCCUUCGUGUGUCACGGCUAGUGAGAUUCUUCAGUGAGUUGGAACAGAUGUCUAAUGCAAAUCUGGAAGGUGUCCGUAUCUUCUUAAGAGUCAUUGGUUUAUUCAUGAUGAUGUUUAUUCUGUGCCACUGGAAUGGUUGCAUACAGUAUUUUGUGCCUUUGCUGGCAAACUUCCCACCAGACUGCUGGGUUAAACACGAAGACCUCAUGAAUUCUACGUCAACGGAGAAGUACACUUUUGGAAUCUUUCGAGCCCUUUCUCACAUGAUUGGGAUAUCCUACGGCUCUGAAAACCCUCCAACUAAUGAGGUGGAACUGUGGAUUGUCAUGACCAGCAUGGUAUCUGGGGCACUGAUGUACGCUAUUAUGGUUGCUAAUGCUGCUGCCAUGAUGUCCAAUGUGGAUGCACCCUCCAAAGUCUAUAAAAACAAGCUGAAUCAUCUGGACGACUACAUGACCUACAGGAAACUACCAAGAGAUCUACGUAAACGCAUGCAUGACUACUACCAAGCGCGCUAUGGCGGGAAGUGGUUUGAUGAAAGGGAAAUUCUCAGUUUGCUCUCCAAAUCUUUAAAAGAGGAGAUUCUGAAUGUCCUGUGUGCCAGUAUGCUGGAGCGCACGCCAAUGUUCCAGGACCGUGACUCCAGCUUCAUCAACGCCAUCCUGCUGGAGCUACACUACGAGGUGUUCCUGAAGGGGGAUGUCAUCGUGCAUCAAAACGCCCCGGGCGACCGCAUGUUCUUCAUCGAGUACGGCCAGGUCCUUGUGGCCACUGACACCUUCAAGAUAGAGCUGUGUGACGGAAACUACUUUGGCGAGAUCUGCCUGUUGACCAGAGGGAAGCGUGUGGCCUCGGUCACUGCUUUGUCCACUUGCCACCUCUUCUCCCUCUCUGUGGACAGUUUCAAUAAGGUGCUGGAAUGCUUUCCGGAUGUCCACCAGGAUAUCAUGAGCACAGCAUUGGCGAGACAGGCAGACCUUGAGAACGCUGAGAACCCCUGCACGGAGACAGAGAGUUGUGAGACUGUGGAGAAUCCCACCACUUCAGGUUUAAAUGACCACGCUGAGGAGGAGUUAGGAGAACCCAGCCUUGGGACUUGGAGAAUGAACUGGAUGAAAUAAUGAACGGGAUCGGAUAAAUGGAAACUUAGUUUUAGUCUUGAGAGUUUUUGAGUUGUUUUGAUGAGCUUUCUGAACUUCUUUUGAUGAACUUGAAUUUCUUUAACUUUUUGGAAUUUUGUUUGCUUAAUGUAAUGAACUAUUUCGAAUUUUGUAUCCAAAGGUAAUUCAUCUAUGCCUUAUUAAAUGUUGACCCUAAUAGAAUUAAAGAAUAUUGAAUGUCA